AACGCUAGUUAGGUUUGGGACAGAAAUCAGAGAAAUGAAAUAUAAGGCACUGGUAAUGCAGCGUGGGGUGAGUUAGCUUGGGAAAAGGGUGCGCACGCUAAAAACCAGGCGGGGCCGCAACCACCACCACGUAAAACCCCCUUCCAUCACCCUACCAGCACUCCCUUUUUAUUUAAAUUCAAUCUCUAAUAUCCAGAUCCAAUUACUUUUUUAUUUCCUCGAUUAUUGUUCUUUUGUUUGUUUGAAGGAAUCAUGGUGAAAGAAAACGAGGUUGCCGCAAUGGAAAUCGAGGGUCCAAAACCGAACAAUUCUGAUCAGAUCAAUCCGAGAUACUCAAUCAAUGCAUGGAUUGAGGCACGGGGAUUAUGCGCGUUAUCGGAGGUAUUGUACUGCGCGGUUAAGGAGGUUAUACAAAUCAUUGAAGUUUACUCAUGGUCGCGGUAAAUAUACGCGUAGAGCUAUGAAUGAAUCAACUGUUACUGAAGUGAGGUAUCUGCAUCUGGUUCUUUAUACAGCGGAGAGAGCAUGGAGCCAUGCCAUGGAAAAACGACAGCUUCUAGAUGGCCCAAAUGCUAAGCAACGUAUUUAUUUGAUUGGGAGACUGAGGAAGGCAGUGAAAUGGGCUGAUUUAUUCUCAAGAUUAUGCGCUGCCAAGGGAGAUUCCAGAACAUCUUUAGAAGCGGAGGCCUACGCAUCAUGCAUGAAUGGGCUUUUGUUGUUUGAACAAGAUCGGAAUUGGGACACUGCAUUGAAGAAUUUCAUCAGUGCCAGAGCUGUAUAUGAGGAACUUGGGAAAUAUGGAGACUUAGAGAAUCAAGUUUUGUGCCGUGAGCGUGUUGAGGAGCUGGAACCUAGUGUUAGAUACUGCCGACACAAAAUCGGCGAGUCAAAUCUGAAAACUUCUGAACUCUUGCAAAUUGGUGAGAUGGAAGGUCCUGCCCUAGACCUUUUCAAAGCAAAAUUGGAGGCUGCAAUGGCUGAAGCGAGAUCUCAACAGGCUGCAUCACUGACAGAGUUUCGCUGGCUUGGUCACAGAUUUCCAAUUUCGAAUGCAAAAACUCGGGUUUCCAUUUUAAAAGCACAAGAAUUGGAGAAGGAUUUGCAUGGUCCUGCAGCAGAUUCACUCCCAGUUGAGAAAAAAUUAGCAGUCUUUGACAAAAUUUAUACUGCAUAUCAAGAGGCUAGGAGCUUCAUUCGCAGUGACUUGGCCAGUGCUGGUAAUGCCGACAGUGUCAAAGAUGACUUAAAUGGGCUUGAUAAAGCUGUUGGUGCUGUACUAGGACAGCGGACCAUUGAGCGUAACCAGUUGUUGGUUAGCAUUGCCAAGAGUAAACUUGCUAGGCACCGAGAUGACAAAAAUGAGAAAGUUACCAAGCCAGAAGAGCUUGUUCGCUUGUAUGAUCUUUUAUUACAGAAUACAGGUGAUCUUUCUGAUUUAGUUAGUUCUGGAAGAGACCGAAAACCUGAAGAAGUUGCAUUUUCUGAAGACUGUGUUCUUCGUAGUAUGGCUUUCCGAGCACAAAGGUGCUUCUACUUGGCAAAAUCAUACAGCUCAGCUGGAAAACGAACAGAAGCAUUUGCAUUAUACUGCCAUGCUCGAUCCCUUGCUGAGAAUGCCCUAAAGAAAUUCCAAACCAUGAUGGACACUGAUGAGGCAAUGACCAAAGAGUUGAAAACACUAUACAACGAGUGCAGAGCUAACAGUUGCAUAGAGCAUGCAACUGGGAUUAUGGAGGAUGAGAAGGCUCCGGAGAAUCUCUCAAAGAAAAUUUCUACAAUAUCACUCAGCGGAGUGGACAAGAAGGCGGAGAAAUUCCUCGUUGAGAAACUAGAUGUCUACGAGUCUGCUGUUGGUGAACCAAACGUCAAAAGUGUUCCUCGCAUUGGAGUCUUCCCUCCAGCUUUCCAAUCAAUACCUCGAAAUCCUAUUGUUCUAGACCUUGCCUAUAACUGCAUUGAUUUCCCAUCUCUAGAAAACAGGAUGAAGAAGGACAAGAAGGGCUUCAUAAGUAGGCUCUGGCGAUGAGUUCUGUAGAUGAGGCAUUUGAUUACACACCUUCCCCCACCAGAAGAGAAUGGGGGCUAGAGAGAAUUCCUUUUCAAGGCGCUGGAUGUGUUCACUUUGUAGUCAGAGCUGAUGAAUUUUAACUGUAUUUAGUCUAUUGACCGGUUGAUAAUUCUUUUUGAAUUUUGGGAUUGAUAAAAAUUUUGUGCUAAUUUAUUUACAAACUUCAAUAAAGUAGCUAAACAGGGUGGUUGUGCCUCUUA
Messenger RNA from Populus trichocarpa (black cottonwood), 2268 nucleotides. RefSeq lists its product as uncharacterized. Gene Ontology annotation, molecular function: endoplasmic reticulum signal sequence receptor activity; 7S RNA binding; signal recognition particle binding. Gene Ontology annotation, cellular component: signal recognition particle, endoplasmic reticulum targeting. The record is from RefSeq and is a predicted model, not a curated record. Gene Ontology annotation, biological process: SRP-dependent cotranslational protein targeting to membrane. The transcript is spliced from 14 exons. NCBI's taxonomy places the organism in Eukaryota, Viridiplantae, Streptophyta, Magnoliopsida, Malpighiales, Salicaceae. Bases 341 to 2026 code for a protein of 561 amino acids.